Messenger RNA from Dermacentor silvarum, 2047 nucleotides. RefSeq lists its product as uncharacterized. The record is from RefSeq and is a predicted model, not a curated record. The transcript has 7 exons. Bases 1 to 1779 code for a protein of 592 amino acids. NCBI's taxonomy places the organism in Eukaryota, Metazoa, Arthropoda, Arachnida, Ixodida, Ixodidae.
AUGACGACAGCGGAGGAAGUGACGACUGUGAAGGAGGAGGUGGAGAUGAUGACUGGGGAGGAAGUGACGACUGCAGACACAAUGGGUGGCACGGGGGAAGUGACGACAAAGGGGACGAAGGGUGGCAUGGAGGAAGUGACGACCAAAGGGUCGAAGGGUGGCACGGAGGAAGUGACGACCGUGGGGACAAAGGGUGGCACGGAGGAAGUGACGACCAAAGGGUCGAAGGGUGGCACGGAGGAAGUGACGACCGUGGGGACAAAGGGUGGCACGGAGGAAGUGACGACCAAAGGGUCGAAGGGUGGCACGGAGGCAGCGGCUCGGACGGAGGAGGUUAUAGGGCAGGCUAUGGCCAUCGUCAACAUGCUGCUGGCACUCGUGUGCUGCGCCCUUGCGUGGCCGCAGACGGCACACUGCCUGGCUCUGCACAAAACAAAGCGGCCGGCCACCGAGCCAGCACUCGCAAGACUCACGGUUGCGGUGCCUGGCACGCCUCUCGUCAACAGCACUGUUACGGAAGACGAACCGCAAACAAGGAUACCACUAAAGGGCCCGCGGACAGCGAGCGGCCACAAAUCUUGGCAUGUGCCCGGUCCCGUACCGAGGGCGUCCAAUGAUAGUGGAAGCAACGAAAGUGAACCGCUGCGAGGGCCCUGGAGCGGCAGCGGCGAGAGCUCUUGGCAAGUCUCCGGCUCCGGCCUGAGUGGCUCGGGCUGGUCGAGUUCAGCUAACGACACCGCUGGAAGCGGAUCUGGCUGGGGCUGGGGUUCCAGCGGCGACGGUGGCCUCAAGAACAGCAAGGCUUCGGGAAACGGGAGCGGGUCUGGUUGGGGUGACAACGAAAAAUCGGUGGAUGGAGUGGCGGAAGCGGCCAAGGCUCCGGACAAGGCGGCGGCUUUGGGUGUUGUGGCGGCCAACAAGGAAGUGGUCAAGGUUCUGGCUGGGGAGGUGGACAGGGCUCCGGACAAGGUGGCGGCCCUAGCGGCGGCCAGGGUUCGGGUCAAGGUUCCGGCUGGGGAGCUGGCGGCGGUCAAGGUUCCGGACAAGGUGGCGGCUUUGGCGGCGGCCAAGGUAGCGGUCAAGGUACUGGAUGGGGAGCUGGCCAAGGCUCUGGGCAAGGCGGCGGCUUUGGCGGCGGUCAAGGUAGCGGUCAAGGUACCGGAUGGGGAGCUGGCCAAGGCUCUGGGCAAGGUGGCGGCAUUGGCGGAGGACAAGGCUCGGGUCAAGGUUCCGGACAAGGUGGCGGCUUCGGCGGAGGUCAAGGAUCUGGCUCGGGUCAAGGUAGCGGUCAAGGUACCGGAUGGGGAGCUGGACAAGGUGGCGGCUUUGGCGGCGGCCAAGGUAGCGGUCAAGGUACCGGAUGGGGAGCUGGCCAAGGCUCUGGACAAGGUGGCGGCUUUGGCGGCGGCCAAGGCUCUGGCUCGGGUCAAGGUUCCGGACAAGGUGGCGGCUUUGGCGGCGGCCAAGGCUCUGGCUCGGGUCAAGGUUCCGGACAAGGUGGCGGCUUCGGCGGAGGACAAGGUAGCGGUCAAGGUUCCGGCUGGGGAGCUGGCGGUGGUCAAGGCUCGGGACAAGGUGGUGGCUUUGGCGGAGGCCAAGGUAGCGGUCAGGGUUCCGGCUGGGGAAGUGGACAAGGAUCCGGCUCUGGACAAGGUGGUGCCUGGGGAAGAUGAGGUUGUGACAGUUACGAAGGACGUCAAGGCCUCGACACCUGGAACCGCCAGGUCAACUUGGAAUUAUCCGGCUGGGACGUUUGAUCUGUCUGACUUGCCGCAGUAGGUGCUGUCCAUCGAGUGACUACACCUUGCUGCAUACCCUACCUGCCGAGCGGUAUGCGACAAUUUAGUGGCAGCUGGUACGACAUUCUACGACUGCGUCAUGUGCCUCUUUUACAGUCAUGCAUCGAGAAGUUUGUGGCAACUACAUUUUUAAACGCGUGAAAUUGAAUUCCUUGUGUGCCUGAAUGGCUGCUUUUAAAUACCAUGUACAUGUUGCUGCUCUCUCGGCGACAAAUGCAGAAAUAAAAAUCUGGUACAUAUGACAGAAA